This is a messenger RNA of Callorhinus ursinus (northern fur seal), 2817 nucleotides long. Lineage: Eukaryota; Metazoa; Chordata; Mammalia; Carnivora; Otariidae. The record is from RefSeq and is a predicted model, not a curated record.
AUGAUGGGGAUGAUGGUGGGGAUGAUGGCGCGCAGCGGCAGCGGUGAGCCCAGCGGCGCAGCAGGUGCAGCCCACCGGCGCCCGCGCAGGAGUGAAGAGCGCGGCGGGCGCUUCCGGGAGCGGGAGGGUCUACGCCGCGGGGCUCGCGGUCCUCGCUCGGUUUCUGCCGCUGCGGAGGAGGAAGCGGGCCAGAGUCCCCCCAGCCCUGGGGCCAUGCGGGCGCCGGUCGGGCCGGGUCUGCUGCUCUCGCUCGCCGUGGGCCUCCCGCAAAGCCUAGGACUGAAGUGUGGGAUCCGUGCGGUUGAUGUGAAAAGUACAGAAACUGUCUUGGAAACCGGGUUCUUCCCUAGAAUUGUUGGUUGGAGAAAUUCAACAGUCGGUGGACAUCCGUGGCAGGUCUCCCUAAAAUUAGGGGAGCACCACUGCUGUGGAGGAAGCUUGAUCCAAGAGGAUCUGGUUGUUACCGCAGCACACUGCCUGGUUGGCCUCAGUGAGAAGCAAAUUAAGAGUCUGACUGUGACUGCUGGGCAGUACAGCCUCUCUCAGAAGGGUGAACAUGAACAGAAGAGUCCUGUCUCAAAAAUUAUUAUACAUUCUGAGUACAAUAGACUUGGAUAUAUGAGUUCUGAUAUUGCACUGCUCUAUCUAAAACACAAGGUUGAGUUUGGAACUGCUGUUCAGCCAAUCUGUCUUCCCCAUAGAGAUGAUAAAUUUGAAGCAGGGAUUCUUUGUAUGACCAGUGGAUGGUGCAAGAUCUCAGAGACAUCAGAAUAUUCAAACGUCCUACGAGAAGUAGAACUUCCCAUCAUGGAUGACCGAAUGUGUAAUAGUGUGCUCAAGGGUAUGAACUUUCCUCUUCUGGGAAAGACCAUGAUGUGUGCCAGUUUUCCUGAUGAGGAAAAAGAUGCCUGCCAGGGAGACUCUGGAGGUCUUUGUAGAAGAGACAGUGGAAUCUGGGUCCUUGCUGGGAUAACUUCCUGGAGAGAUGCGUGGACUAGAGAUUGGACUUCUUUAAGAACAAACCACAGAAGGGCAUCACUGGGCAUAUUCUCCAAGGUGUUUGAGUUGAUGGAUUUUAUCACUCAGAACAUAUUCACAGCUUGUAGAUCUCAGGGAACAGUGUUAUUUGGAGAAAAAGGGAAGAUUCAUUACCCCCAUUCCAAAGAGGACAGCUGUUCUCAUAAUUACUUAUGUAUGUGGAGAAUAAUGGUACCAGAAGAUAAAAUUAUCCUGAUAAAAUUUACAAGCUUGGACAUACAAAAUCAAGUUGGAUGUGACCAUGACUAUAUAUCUUUACAAUCAAGCAGUGGAGUGCUUAUUAGCAUCUGUGGCAUCCCUCCAUUUAGUCUCCAGUGGCUUUCCAGAAGAAUUGUAGAGGGCGAAGAAGCCUGCCCCCACUGCUGGCCAUGGCAGGUGGGUGUGAGGUUUCUAGGUAGUCACCAGUGUGGAGGGGCCAUCCUCAACCCCACUUGGAUUCUGACUGCAGCCCACUGUGUGCAAUCGAAAAAUAAUCCUCUCUUCUGGACCAUUGUUGCUGGGGACCAUGACAGAACCCUGAAGGAACCAACUGGGCAGGUGAGGAGGGUAAAACGCAUCGUGGUGCACGAAGACUUUGAUAGACGGAGUGCUGACUCGGACAUCGCCCUGAUACAGCUGACCUCUCCUCUGAAGUUCAACUCCGUGGUGAGGCCGGUGUGUCUCCCACAAAGCACGGAGCCGCUCCUUUCCUCGGAGAUCUGUGCUGUGACUGGAUUGGGAAGCGUUAGUGAAAAUGGCAGCUUAACAAGGCACCUCCAGCAGAUUCAGGUGUCCAUGUUGGAAAGCGAGGGGAGCGAACGUACUUACUCCUCUCACCCAGGAGGGCUCACGGAGAAGAUGAUGUGUGCUGGCUUUGCAGACUCUGGAGGGAAGGAUUUCUGUCAGGGAGACUCUGGUGGCCCAUUGGUAUGUAGACAUGAAAAAGGUCCCUUUGUCCUGUAUGGCAUUGCCGGCUGGGCUGGCUGUGCCCAGCCAAGGAAGCCAGGUGUAUUUGCCAGGGCGAGUGUCUUCUUGGACUGGAUCCAAUCCAAAAUCAAAGGUCCUGCUUCACUUCAGAUAAAUAAUGAAAGCAAAAUCUUACCAAGACAACAGUUGCCACCACCCACACCCUCAACAGACAAUGCAUCUGGACCAGGUUGUUACUCUGAGGUGGAACUAGAAGAGCCCAGAGGCUUUUUCUCAACUCCAGGAUAUCCACUGGAUUAUAGAGGAGAACUGGAAUGUUCUUGGGUGCUCAGAGUGUCCCCGAACAGUAUGGCAAAAUUGACAGUUGAGUACCUGUCACUGCCUUGGUCUCCUGUGUGUCCAGAUUCAGUUAUGACUAUUUACGAAGAAAGCCAUGAUGAGAGAAGGGUGUCAGGUGAAUUAUGUGGAAGAGGGCUUUACCCAAUGAUUUUCAUGAGCUCUGGACCACUGGUGAGAGUGGCAUUUCAUUCUCUUGUGCAGGGUGCUUUGGGCAUAAGUUAUAUUGUCUUUAGAGUCCAAGGUCCAAAGGGCAGCAAAACUCCCAAACUUCUCCAGAGUUCAAACCAAGAACGUACAGCAACUUGGGAGGAUGUUAUCCUGACUAAACCAGGAGGAAUUAUACAGAUCCCAAGAUACUCUCACAGAACCGUUAUGAGCUGCCACUGGAAGUUAUCAGCCCCUUUACAGCAUGUCAUUUGCCUUGAUAUUAUCAACUCCCAGAUGAAGCCGACGCCCUUGGCCUGUCAGGGUCACAUGUGGGUUUAUGAAGGAUUUGGAUCAGGCAAAAAAUUAAUAGUUCUUGGCAUUCCAUAG